AAACACACCAUAUUUUCAAUUCUAUUUGAAAUGUUGAAUAACUAAUACUCUCCGAUUCAUAAAUUUAAAAAAUAUUUUGAAAAAUACAGAAAGCAUAGGAAAACCUUUAAAGAAAACCUAGAAAUAGAGGCAUUCUGUUUGUGGAUGACCGUUUGCAUUUCGGUAUUUUGAAAAGUAAAAAAAAAAAUAACCUCAUACAAUGGCAUUGCCACAAAUGAAAACUCUGGUCAACACCGCACUUGGAAUAGCAUUUGUUGGAGUCAGCGGUAUUUUCUAUUUACAAAUGAAACAAUUAGAAAAAAUAUCCAAUUCAAGUUUUUUCAAGGAAGCAUUUACAAUUUUACGUGCAAACAAAGCUGCAAUCGAUUUAUUGGGUGAACCAAUCAAACAGAGAGGUUUUCGGUUAUCCGAUACAAGUAACUGGAUGACAUCAGAAGAGGCACAAUUUAAAGUGAAUGUCAAAGGACCCAAUGACAAAGGUAAAAUGCAUUUAUGGGCUAGGCCAAAUGGUACCGACGAUGAAAAUUGGUCAGUAAUGCGAAUCGAAUUAGAAGUCGACAAACAUCCAGAUAGAAGGCUCCUUGUCAAAGAUGGACCAAAAGGGAAAGAAACAGUCUAGAGAUCUCGUUAUGAGUGAUAAUUUUCGUACAUGUUAGCAUUGCUAUUAUUAACAAAGUUCAAUAAAAAUCGAAAAAAAAAACAAACAGGAAA
This is a messenger RNA of Contarinia nasturtii (swede midge), 711 nucleotides long. RefSeq lists its product as uncharacterized. NCBI's taxonomy places the organism in Eukaryota, Metazoa, Arthropoda, Insecta, Diptera, Cecidomyiidae. Gene Ontology annotation, biological process: mitochondrial respiratory chain complex I assembly; mitochondrial respiratory chain complex IV assembly. The coding region runs from base 200 to 619 and encodes 139 amino acids. The transcript has 3 exons. Gene Ontology annotation, cellular component: mitochondrial inner membrane. The record is from RefSeq and is a predicted model, not a curated record.